UCACUCUCGGCCUCCUGGAAUGUUUCAAAAUUUGUUGCUCAAAUUUGGGGACCCGGAAAAAUAUUACAUGGCUGGAGCACCUGGCGUGAAGGACAAGCUGAAUCUUAUUGUUGGCGGCGACAUCUGCGAGGUUUACCGCGAUGGCUUUAAUGGCGGAUCCUUCGCCUUCUGGUGCGGACUCAUCGGAUUAGCCGUCUUUGUACUUUUUCUGGCCUACUUUCAUAUGAACCGGGAACGAAUAGAUCCUACAGAAUGAAACGACAAACAUUUAUGGAUUAUGUUGAUAAAUAAAAAGCCACUGUAAUAAAGCCGUUAUAUUUAAUUAGAAAAAAUUUAUAUUUAAUGUACAUAGAUAGUGUAUACACAUAUAAUGUGAGCUUGUGUAUAAUUAAUUAAAUUCAAGUAAUUAUUAUUUGUUUAAUCAAAUCGUAUUCCCAUUCAGCAGCCUUAAAAA
Messenger RNA from Drosophila takahashii, 454 nucleotides. RefSeq lists its product as uncharacterized. NCBI's taxonomy places the organism in Eukaryota, Metazoa, Arthropoda, Insecta, Diptera, Drosophilidae. The record is from RefSeq and is a predicted model, not a curated record.